This is a messenger RNA of Bacillus rossius redtenbacheri, 3074 nucleotides long. RefSeq names its product protoporphyrinogen oxidase (gene Ppox). The record is from RefSeq and is a predicted model, not a curated record. Gene Ontology annotation, molecular function: protoporphyrinogen oxidase activity, oxygen as acceptor. Gene Ontology annotation, biological process: porphyrin-containing compound biosynthetic process. The transcript is spliced from 2 exons. NCBI's taxonomy places the organism in Eukaryota, Metazoa, Arthropoda, Insecta, Phasmatodea, Bacillidae. The coding region runs from base 185 to 1585 and encodes 466 amino acids.
GCUUUGCCUACAUUGGCUUGCUACCGAGCAGUUGGUCUAUGACAUCCUUACAAAAAAAGAUAAUUUAUAGAAAUGUGGUUAUGUGGGUUAUGUAAUAAUUACUGCAUGGUUAAAAAAAAAUCUAAAUAAAUUGGAAGCCAUAAAAUAAAACGAUCACAGCAAAUGUUCUGUAUUAUCCACUGCAAUGACGAACCUGGUACUGGGUGCCGGUAUCAGCGGCUUGUCAGCCGCCCACUACUUGCUGAAAACUGCUCAGAAAGCAACAGUUAUAGAAAGUUCUUCGAACUUGGGUGGGUGGAUCAAAUCAAUUCGGGAAGCUGAUGUACUGUUUGAACAAGGCCCACACACCGUGCGUGUAGCGGGAGACGGCGGUCCGAACACCUUAGCCCUGGUCGAAGACUUGGGUCUGGCGGACAGACUGAGCCCGAUAAAAAGCAGUCAUCCUGCCGUGAAGAACAGAAUGAUAUACGUGAAGAAGAAUCUUCACAUGCUACCAUCGAGCAUCACGUCUCUCCUGACGACCAGGCCCCCGUUCACGAAGCCGAUCGUCUCCGCCAUCUUUCAAGACCUCAAGGCCCCUCGCAAGGUAUGCGAGGACGAAAGUAUUUACGAAUUCGUGGAAAGGCGCCUGGGCAAGGAGAUCGCAGACUACCUGAUCACCGCAAUGGUCAGAGGAAUUUGUGCUGGUGAUGGGAAAGAAAUCAGCGUUAAAUUUUUGAUGAAGUCUCUUCACGAGGCGGAACAGGCCCACGGGUCGGUCGUGAAAGGAAUGGUGCAAAACAUGCUGAGGAAGCAGUCGCCUCUGCUCCCGGGAACCGAAAGUCCCCUGUACAAGAAAGCCAAGGACGAAAAGUGGAGUAUCUGGUCGCUGGACGGAGGCUUGCAAGUCUUACCCACGACACUUGCCGCCUCCGUCCGGACGCAGGGAGGGGAGAUUGUCCUAGACGCGCCCUGCGUGGCACUCAAGUUCGGCUCGGGCGGGGCUGUCGUGAAGACGAGGUCCUGCACGUACGAGGCCACCCACGUGUUCAGCUCGCUGCCGGCGCGCGGACUGGCCCCCCUGCUCCGGGAACAACACCCCGCCCUCGCCCGGGAGCUAGCCGGCAUCCCCACGGUGUCCGUGGCUGUGGUGAACCUGCGCUACGAGGGGAGGCAGCUCGACCGGGAGGCGUUCGGCUUCCUGGUGCCUUCAACCGAGAACCUGCCGCUCCUCGGCGUCAUAUUCGACAGCGUCUGCUUCCCCAGCGGAGGCGACACGGUGCUGACCGUCAUGAUGGGGGGCCGGUGGUUCGCGGAGCACCUGGGGACGGAUCCCGCGCCCCAGCACCUGCUCGACCUGGCCGAGGGCUACGUCAGGGACAUCCUGAAGAUAGCGUCGCCUCCCCGCUCCCACUUGGUGUCGGUGCUCAGGGACUGCAUACCCCAGUAUGUUGUAGGCCACCAGGCCAGGGUCGCGCGCAUCAAGCAGUACGUCAGCCAACACAAGCUGCCCCUUUCCCUCAUUGGCUCCUCGUUUGAUGGCGUCGGUGUGAAUGAUGUCAUUCUGUGUGCAAGGAGAGCAGUGGAUAAUGUUAAUCCUCGGUAGAUUUAAGCAUCAUAACUCCAUAUUUUGCAAAUAUUUAUUUGCGUCAUACGUCAGUGAAAGUCAGGGAAUUUGCUUGAAAUCCUGGAAAAGACGUGGAAAUUCGUCAGUGAUAGUAAUAUGGGGUCGUUACUACAACGCUGAAUGUCAACAUUUUACCACAACGCCGACAGCUAGAAAACUGCUGUGUACCACAACGCUGAAAUAACAACUGAAUAAAUUUGUGUUUCUUAAAUGUACCUUAAUGCCGAAAUACCACAAUCAAAUCUAACCUUACCUAACCUAACCUAACCUAACUUAACCUAGCCUAGUCUAACCUAGUCUAGUCUAACCUAACCUAACCUUUGUGGCAGUCCUGCAAUGACAUUUUUCGGCGUUAGUGUAUUUCGGCGUUGUGGUACACUGCAGUUUUAUAGCUGUCUGCGUUGUGGUCAAUUUGGCAUUUGGCCUUUUUUGUAUGUCGGCAUUGUGGUGCGUCCCCCGUAAUUUGAGGGGAAAUGACAUGCUUCUAUCUGUUUUCAUGCAGACUGUGAAAGCAUUUUUUUUUUGAAAAUGUUUUGCAAAUGCACUAUAAAAUGGUGGAGAUAAGAUUCUGUUUGAAAUUAAGUGUGUGGUGGUAUAGCUAGGGCAGCUGUGGUGAUGACUGAUGCUGUAGGCUUAAUUUUCUUCUUUUUUUUUUUUUUCCUCUAAGAAAACUGCAAAACAUGUAAAAAAUUAAAAAAUUUGAAUUUUUGAUCAAGGAAAGGGGAAGUUCUAUUACACAUUUGUGUAGACACCCUAUGUACAUAAAUGAAAAGCAACUGAUGUGCUAUUAAAAUGUUUUGGUCACACUGUCUUGCUUAUUUUCAGGGCUUCGUAGGUUCAAUCUCCAUAUCUGAUAAAUUUUUGAGCUACUCUAUAUGCAUCAUUCAAACUUUCUGACCUUCAGUGAUUGAUGUCAUGCUGUUGACCACACUUAAAGAAAUAUGAAAGUACAUUAUUGGAUUUUUUUUUUAAUAAAUCAAAUGUAUAACUACUCCUGUCUGCAGCCAAUUGAAGUGAGUUGGUGUUUUCCAGAAAUGACAAGAUAUUAAGUGCAGCUGUACCUACAUAUAAUCGCACCGAUAUGACAACUGGUGAAAUUGUUAAGAGAGCUAAUGUUCUAUGUCAAAUAGCAGGCAUAUUCAGAAGCUGUGAUAUUACAUAAUUAAAAAAAAUGUACAAAAAAAAAGUACAACCGAAGUCUCACAGUAUUGGUUAUAAACUUUUGUGAUAUGUUAAAUACUGCUUCAGUCGGCAUUACAAUCUAUACGUGCAAGUUUUUGUGUUCAUUGAAAUAAAUUUUUUUAUAAACGUUAAAUAUUGUGUUAAAGUAUAUUUACAAUAGAUUAUUUGGCUGGUUGUCCUAAACUGUGAUUGUUAUUAUGAUGUAAUGUUUAGCAAAUUAAUUUAUUUUUAAAUUAGGUGUAGGUUUUUAUAUUGUAACAUUAAUAAAAUGGUGAGUAUGCUCCAA